GUCUCAGUCUGCGGCUCAGAGUUGUGGAGGAGACCGGUGAGGCGGAGGGCGGGAGAGGCGGCGGAUCCAGGAGCAGCAGCAUCAGCCGGGCAGAGGAUGAGCUGAGCGGGCAGCGGGGGCAGCUCCCUCCCGCUCCAGCUCCUGUCGGACCGACACAGACUCGAUAUGCUCACACGGGAGAAGUUGACUUCACUCCAGCUCUCCGGUGAGAGCGAAACCAUCGGGAGACAUCAUGGCAAACGUUAAAGUUGCCAUCCGGGUCCGUCCCCCCGCUGCGAGGGAAGGUGCGGAUGGAGGAAAGCUUGCAGUUCAGGUGGAGGAUAAGUCUGUGAGGAUCCAAAAUGUGAAGCUGGAUGGACGUGCAGACGGAGCUGUGGAUUCCAGGGAGAAGCUCCUCGAGUUUUGUUUUGACUACUGCUACUGGUCGGUGGACCCUGCAGACCCUCACUAUGCCUCGCAGGAGGAGGUGUUCCAGGACCUGGGUGUGUUGGUGCUGUCCGGAGCGUCGGAGGGAUACAAUGUGUGUCUGUUUGCUUACGGCCAAACAGGAUCUGGAAAGACGUACACCAUGAUGGGGACACCGGACUCAAUUGGCUUAACCCCUCGCAUCUGCCAGGGUCUCUUUAGGUCUGAAGACACUUUUCCCGAUGGGCAAAAUUCAAGCAGAGUCGAGAUCAGCUUCCUGGAGAUCUACAAUGAGCGUGUGAGAGACUUGCUGAGAGGAGGAGAGCAGAAGAAGAAAGCCUCACUGAGAGUCCGAGAACACCCUGAGAAAGGACCCUACGUACAAGAUCUGUCCCAGCACGUGGUCUCAGACUUCAAACAGGCAAUGGACCUUUUGGAGGAAGGCAUUGCCAAUCGCAUCACUGCAGCAACCCACAACCAUGACGCCAGCAGCAGAUCCCACGCCAUCUUCACCAUCCAGUACACACAGGCAAUCCUAGAAAACGACCGUCCUUCAGAAACUGUCAGCAAGAUUAACCUGGUGGACUUGGCUGGGAGCGAGAGAGCAGACCCCCACUACUGCAGAGACAGACUGACAGAAGGCUCCAACAUCAACAAGUCGCUGGUCACUUUGGGCAUCGUCAUUUCUGCUCUUGCCCAGAACUCCCAGAUGUCGAGCAGCUGCCAGAGCAUCAACAGCAUGGCCUCAGAGGGUGAUGGCAGCACGGUGGGUAGUCACAGCAGCUCCCUGUCUGGAGGAGGAGGUGCAGGAGGAGGGAGGAGGCACUGCUUUAUCCCCUACAGAGACUCAGUCCUAACCUGGCUGCUGAAAGACAGCCUGGGUGGCAACUCCAAGACCAUUAUGGUUGCAACGGUUUCACCCUCCGCUAACAGUUACAAUGAGACCCUCAGUACUCUGCGCUACGCUGCCCAUGCCAGAAAUAUUGUCAAUAAACCCAGAGUUAAUGAGGAUGCCAAUGUUCGGCUGAUCAGGGAGCUGAGGGAGGAGAUUGACAGGCUGAAGAGCAUGCUGCUCAGUUUUGAAAUGCAGCGCAAUCCCAGUCCAUCCCUGAGUGAUGAGAGGGAUGGAAAUCUCUCUGACAUUGUGCUUCAGAAUGAACUGAAGGUGCAGCAGCUGACGAAGGACUGGUCGGAGAGCUGGGGAGACAAGAAGGAGCUGCUGGAGCAGUACAGCGUGGACAUCAACAGGGAGCGGGCCGGCUUCCUCAUCAACUCCCUCCAACCACACCUGGUUACCCUCGAUAGAGAUGUUCUCAGCACCGGGGUCGUCUUCUAUCACCUCAGGGAAGGAGUCACUCACAUGGGACCUCAGGACCAGUGUAAGGAGCCGCAGAUAGUUCUGCAGGGUAGUGCAAGCUGUGAGAUUGAAAACCGUGGAGGUGUGGUAACGCUCAGACCCUUGUCAGGCUGCUGCUGCCUGCUGAACGACAGAGAGAUCACUGAGCCCUGCAGACUGGCUCAAGGGAUGGUUAUCACCUUGGGAGGAGUCCACAAGUUCCGCUUCAACCAUCCGGCAGAGGCAGCCGUCCUCCGGGAACGCAGGCGGGCUAGUGAAGGUGGCAUGACCUGCACUUACAUUGACCUCUGCCCCUUGACCCCUGACCACAGUGUCGAGGGAGCGAAGCUCCAAGAGCAGCUGGGUGCCUGUCUCUCCGGCAGUGAGGAGCCUACUGUGAGACAGCGUGUGGAGGAGCAGCAGCGCUACGUGGAAAGUUUGCGACAGGAGAUCCAGGCUGCACAGAGACGAGCUGAAGGAGAGCUGGAGAGGGAGCAGGCUCACCUUCGACAGCAGCAUGCUGAGAUCCAGCAGUGGAUUUUACAAGAGAAGCAGCGUCUGACAGCUUUCACACAGAGAGUCACCCAAGAAUCUGGAGUUCAAACAGACGUUAUCCCUGAAUCUCUCCCGGGGCGGCUCACAAGCCAGACAUCAGAUGAUCAGGAAGAUCCAACAGUGAACCGUCCCUGCCAGGUGGUAAAAGCCAGGAAGAAGGUGGUGCAGGAGGAGCUAAUAAAGCAUCACGCCCUUUGUCGUGCUGAAAGCCGCAUCCGUCGGAAAAGGCUGCAGUACCAGCUGGAGAGAAUUGCCCGAAAACAGCAUCUAUUGGAGGCGAAGAGGGAAUUGCAGCAGCUGGAAAAGACUUUGCCUCUGGGGCCGGACAGCCCAGAGUCUCUUGAGCAAGUGUCCCCCUCCAACCUCAGAGGACGACACUUUGUUUCUCGUCGACACUCAUUCUCAGCAGAUCUUCUGUCCCGGCUCUACCCACAACACACCCCCAUCUUCAGACAUUUCCUGAAGAGAAACCCAUCCACAGACCUGACUUCAAAUACCUCUGCUACUUCUGAUUCCAUUGGCAGCAGGAAGUGGGUGUCAGAUGAGUGUCUUCCUCGAGAAAGAGCUCAAAGCUGUUCUGGAACAAACUUCUCAGGAAAAAGUCCGUCCUGCCAGAGUAGAUUUAACUCCUCUGAAAACAUCAGACAAACAUCUGGUGAGGAGCCGCAAGCUCUGACCUGUCGGGAACGGCCUGAAAGAAAACCUCUGCUGCCCAACCGAGAUCUGUCUUUUAAAAACCGAUCAGAUCAAAACUCAACUGUUACUUUGAAGUCACCACUUGGAACUGCAGUGCAGCCAGUCAGCAAAGAAAAUAUACACAGACCCGCAACGGACAAACCUAGUUCUGAAAUUGUCUCUUGUAUGACUGGGAGAACUCCAUCCCACACACCUAACAGUGGACUAGAAACCAUCAGGAAAUCUUUCUCUGGUUCUGUGGGGCCCCGUUUAAAAACGGCUCUGUCCAAAGUGUUCAGGAAACCACCAUUGGGUGCGAGUGGAGGACGAGGCCUCAAACCUUUUGGGAGGAUAGCGAGCAAAUUUCACUGGAGACAAAAAAGAGACGGGAUCCUAAAGGACGGCAACAUGAGCCGAAGCCAAUGUGUCAUCAAAGCAGCCGUCUCAUGUGAGGAGCUUGACCAGAGGAGUCGUUUUGAAGGUUUCAGACAGAGGCGAUGGCACAGCGCUGAGGCCCUGAUGAAACAGACGUGCAGAUGGGUUGAAAGGCAGCAGGGACUGAUCGGAUGGGAUGAAGAGCAAGAAGAAAGGGAUGAAGGAACGUCAGACUGUGAGAGCAUUUUCUCUCUUGAUUCGCUGUCCUCUGCUUAUGUGACCGCUCUAGCAGAGCAGCUGAGACAAGAAGAAGCAGCUCAGAGUGGAGCAGAAAGUGAAGACUCUCAGAUGUCUGAAGACUCCUUGGCUCUGGUGAGCAGUGGGAAAAAUCUUGCAAUGGAGAGACUUAGCCGAACAGUGGCAACAACUUACUCUCUGGUCACAGAUUCUCCUGUUUUACCCAUGUGGCACAAUGAUCAGCACCAACAGGUAAUCCCAGUGGAGGCUUCCCCAAGAUCAAGACCUAAAGGUGAGAUUGGUUCAACAGAGAAUCCUCCAUUUAAAAACCCGUUAGUUUCAGAUUCCAGAGGCAAAGACACAACGCAAAAACUGACUGAUGACUAUGGUAACAUGCAGACCACUUUGACCGGCAGCUUGCGCUCACUAAGCAGCUACAGCGCGAGGGAGCCUGACAACUUGCUUGUGCUCACUGACGCCUGGUCCUCCACUGAUGCAGGAGACAGUCCCAGGAUUGAAAAGGAUUCCCUGCCUUCACAAAGAAGAAUGAUGUUCAGACACGUGGACAGCAGCAGCAGCAGUAGCAGCAGCAGAUCCAGUCUGACCUGUAUGAUUCUGUCAGACUCUCAGAGUGGAUACAGAAGCUGCAGCUCAACAUCCACCAGCGUGGAUGGUGUAAAUGUAACAGUCCAGGAACGCACACUCAUGGUUUCAGGGGAGUCUCCGAUUCGCACUACAACAGAAGAGCGAUCAGGGUCACAGGCUGAAAAUGUGGAAAAGGCUGUUAUAGAUACUCCAGCAUCCGUACUGACCUCAGAUCAGACCACUUCUGUCUCACACACUGAGAUUCCCCACACUGCACAAGCAUCAAACUUGCAUCAGGUGUUUACAGAUGCACCUACUGUGGUAGCUGGUGAUGUCACUAUGUCUUCUGACAGUGAAAUGAGCCUCUCAUGUUGUCAAUCAGAAAUGUAUUCCUCGACAAAUCCUACUAGCCAAGGCCAAGACCUGAACACGGUGUCUGAAAAGUUUGAAGAUGUGCAGCAGGAUGAGAAUACCAAAGAUUUUUCACUGUCGAGGGAAGAAACCAAAGGAUCUGAGCAGCAUGUUGCUCUUCAACAGGAGCUUGUUAAAUCCACUUGUAAAAAUUCCAGGAAGAGAAACAAAGAGCAACAGGAUGCUUUUAUUGGCAGCAUGAAAAUUCCAAAAAGGAGCAACAGCAGUGAUUUGGUGACAUUCUGCUCGACACCAGUUGGCAGCCAAGAAGAUAUUUUGCUCGAUGACAAUAACAACACUAAUGACUCUAAAGGGGAGCAAUCUGCAGUUGAAACUGGCGGCCAUGAAUUUGAUUCGGCUUGUAAUGAAGGAAGAGACAAAAUGGCUUCAUCUUCAGUUUCUGUGCCGAUGAAGAGGGAAGUUGGACAUGUCUUUGAAGACUCUAAAUGUGGGCCUACAAGCAGUGACAGAAGUCCCCAGAGUGGUUUCUCUGUGGGAGACAGAAAGGUAGUCGAAAACGGAAGUAGAAUAGAGGAAGUAGUUGCAGAAACAAAAGGGGGAGACACACCUAUUGAUAACCGUAGAAAACACUUAGAAAACAGAAAGCAUGGAUUGAAGUCAGAUGCUAUUUGUAGUGCCAUUGACCUGAGAAUCUCAGAAAUGGUUAAAGAGAGAGUGAGAUUGUCAUUGAUUGGUAGUGAUGGUGACAGAACGAGCAGGACUCAAAGCCCGAGUGCAUCAUCUGUAGCUAAUUGUGGUGAUGAACAUGCAUCGACGGAAAAACAGGUCAGAGUCGAACAGAAGGAUCAGAUGAAAGAGACAAACCUCAGUGGACGUGUAUCAGUGGAAACUACACGUGACCUGGACAGAAAUGAGCACCUGGCAUCAAAUAUGUCAGCUGAAUUGAGAGAGAGCAGUGAGAGCUUCAUGCUUAAAUGCACUAAAGUGACACUAAAGAUCAGCCAAGCUCAUAACUUUCCUGACGGGACUUUAAAUAAGCCAAUAAACAAGGAGGCCUCUCCCAAAUGCAGCGACAUCCAAUCAAAUCUGACACUUAACAGGCACGAAGAGUCUGAGCCGCCAGGAAAGAAUAUUUCGUCAAUCAAUGAUUCUCCUACAGCAAAGAAAUAUAUUGAUUUUCACGGAAAUACUAUUCAGAAAAAUGCUCUAUCUGAAGAAAUAAAUGAUGUCCGUCAACAAAAAGUAACAAGUGACGUGUACUUGAAGAGAGUGGACAUAAAGACUUGCUCCGAUGUCCCUACUGGUGAUCCAGAUAACCCACAACUUCAACAAAUACACAAUAAAACACAGUCAAUGAUUAGUAAUGCAUGUGGAUCUGUCCAUGUGGAAGCUGUCAGUUUGGAGUGUGCAUCUAAUGUUGGAGAUAAAAGUCAUUAUUCAUACAAACAAAGCUCACCAAAGGCGAUUGACAAGUCUCACUUGUACAGUCCCGACAGAUCUGGAGCUACAACAUUUUCUGAUGGAGGACGUGUCCUCUUCAUGUCACCUGAUCCAAACAGCGACCAGAAUACACCUGUUGAUGAGAACGCCACGAUAAAAGGGAUUGCUGUUUCUCCUGGCCAGGAUGAAAAUGUUGAAGCGGAUAACACAACAGGAGGUAAACUGUCUGUCGCAUCACAGGAUCAGUUUAUCUGUGCAGAUAAUUUGGCUCAGGCUUGUGAGAGCAAAAUGAGUCACAACAAGAACCACAAUUUAUCAAACUCACAGAGCAAAUGUGACAAAUACACUGAAGUCGACAGUAAAGGAAUCCAUGUGAUGAAAAAGGAUGAAGGAACAUUUACAAAUUGGUCCGAAGCAAAGGUUCCAGAGAUCUCGGCAGAGUUAAAACAUGAAAAAUGUUGUUGUGGUUCAAUACAACCUCCCCUCAAAAGACCACAGGGAAAUAUUGUCAAAAAUACAAAUGGCUCUGGAUCUCUCGUGUCCAGAGAAGGUGAUGUAAACACAUCCUGUGUUACACAUGGUUACUCUGCUCUUAUGUCCAAAAAGACCAAGAGGUUCCGAAGGUCUAAGAUCCAGACUCAUCCGACCUCUUCCUCUGAGUCCUCGCUGAAGUCGUCAGAUGAGGAUGAGGAGGAUGAUAAAACCACCAGAGCGCAUCACAACCGACUCCCAUCUAAAUGGGUCAAGCUUGCCACACAGAGUAAUGGUAAACAAGAAGUUACACAGCCCAGAAGCAACAAUGCAGAUUCUUCUAUGUCAUUAUUAGUAAGCAAAACUAUAAUUCAAUCUUGUUCUGCUGGAACUCGAGGUAAAAGUGAGGUUAAACUUAAUAGAGACUUUAGCCAAAAAAGACAAUCAUUACCUCCUCAAGCAAUGUCACAACCGACAAACGCAGAAAAGAUCUUUCCGAGUGCAAAGACACUGACGCCCCAGGACUCCGCUAUGCAUUUUGCCUCAAGUGACAUCAACCCUUUUGUUCACCAGUGGCAAGAUGGCGACUCAAACCAGCACUGCUAUAAGAACCCGUCGUUCGGGAGCGCCGCCGACCUGUCCUGCAAAUCUCCUCUUUUGAACAGUGGAGAAAUACGUAUAACAAGAUGCUGCAGCGUGGACAACGGUUUGAACGGACAGAACUCUCCUUUCAAUUCCCACCUCAGCACGUACGCCACCAACAAGGGGCUUUCCAGUACGCUUAGCAGCAUAGAAGACUAUAAGGAGCGUGCAAACAAAACGUCUCAGCGUGCACCUGGUCAACAGAUUGAUGUUAACAGUCAUUUAGCCAAUCUGACAGUGAGUGGCAGUUUGUCAAGCAACGGUACUCCUGGUGGUUUUGGCACCAACUCCAGUCAUGUGGAUGAAAUCAUGUACGUUUACUCAUCUGAGCAAGAAUCCCAGCAAAACAAAACACAGGCCCAAAGGACGAGGACGUGCGAACAUGGCACUCAAACAGAGCGUGGGCUUCAAACAGUAAAUUUGAUGAAAAGCAGCAGUAGUGGUCCAAUGAGGAAAGAUCGUCACAGACGGAGCAACACUGAUGUACCUACAACACGAAAAACCCAGACAGACAUUAAAGAAUCUCCUACGUGGGUCAGCAUGGAGAGCAUGUCGGCUCACCUCUCCAAGUUGAUCGACAGCACCUCAGAUCUGCUGGGAGACGUCCAGGAAAUGAGGACAGGUGAAGUGUCCAGGUCCACUCCGAGGAGGAGCAUCAACUUGUCGAACCUUAGCAGCUCGUGUGGUGAGUCUGUCGACUGCACUACGAGAGACUGCUCAACUCAAACAGCUGUAGAUGUUGGGAUCCAGACAGAAAAGAUUUUCACACCAGCAGAGAAGCAAGUCACCAUCCGUCAAACGCCCAGUGAAAAGUCUAAACCUCAUGAGAUCAACGUGAUAGUGAAAGUGAUCGGAUCUGAGGCUGUGAGUGUUUCUCAAGACAAGGAUGUGCACUGCGUGGUGAAAACAAAAGCUAACACGGACGAGAAGAUGCAGAGCAUGCCUGACCUGAGGUUUAACGCCUCUGCUGCAUCUCACUCGGACAGCGGCGGUCUUAAAACGCCUCCUGCGAAGAUUGCAGCUGAAAGACGCGUAAGAUCGGCUUCUUCUCGAGUCUCAAAGCAAAGCAAGUCUGAGGCUCUGUGCCAUAAAAGUGUUGCAACCUCUGAAAACACCCAAGGAUCAACAAGAAACCAACAAAAUCACAGUUCAUCUGUGAGAAAUGAUGCGUCUCCUUGUUCAAAGAAACCUGCCGUGUAUAAAGACCGUGCAUCAUCUCCCAUUCUGACUGUGGGAGCAAGAUUACGUUUGAAGCAGAGAGGAAAACAAACAACAAUGUGUCCUUCGAAACAUGUGGGCGGAAAAACAAGCCAUGCUUUUGAGGAAGACAGCCUCAAUGUGCCUUCUAGCAAACAGUCGGCCUGCACAUCUGUCUCAGACAAUGUGCAAAUGUCCACACCUGAUUGUGAUGUUUCAUCGAGUCAGUCAGAGUCCGUGUGGCUUGAGAAGGGAAGUGAAAUGAGCUGCUCAGGUCCUGAAGGAUCAGAUAAAUGCUCUGCAAGCCUCAGUUCAUCACUGGACACGUAUGUAAAGACCUGUAAAGACAAGGAUGACACACAUGCAAGCUCAAAAAGACAGAUGAUGUCUCCUCAGCCAAGGACAUCUAAAAAAGGUCAAACUUUGCAUCUCAUCAGUCCCAUAUUAACACAAACUGAGCACAAACAGCAGGAGACAUCAAGACAUGGAAAACCAUCAGGCUACACAAGAUCUGCCGUUGACUCUGUGGAUUUCUGCAUCGAUUCCUGCAACUCAUCACCAGUCACCAACGGGACUGUUCAACUCCAAGAGGAUGACACAGUGUCACUGGCUCCCAGCGAGUGCAACACAGAUAUCCUCGUGAGCAUUAAACCUGUCAGCAGCGUGUCCGCUCGUCAAGACCACCACAUGGACCCAGAAAACCUGCCCAUGCACAACAAGUUCAACAACUGGUCGGGCAUCAACCAGCAACAAUCCAAGCACCCUAACAAGUUGAACACAUCCCUCAGCAACGCCCACGACAGGAGCAGGAACGGUCCCGAAUGGAGUGAGAUGGAAAGUUUCGGUUCAAACGUGGAGUCUGUGGAACAGAGCGACAGACGGGCAAGAGAGAUAGAGAGGCUGCGACAGGAGAGAGAGCAGGUGAUGGCAACGGUCAACCUGAGCAUGAACACCACACCUCUAACCGUGGAGCUGACGGAGGCCAAGCUGCAUUAUGGGCUGGGAGAAACGGACACGCUGUUGAAGAUGCUCUCCCCGAGGUGCAAAGAUGAGCUGGAACCACGAACCUCUGCUCCGACUAAACAGCAGCUGUACGAUCGACAUCGGAGGAGUAUUGAGGGUUUGAGGCAGGAGAGGGAGGAGCGGCUCCAGACUUACCGGAGAGCUCGUAGUCUGAGUCCCAGCAAACAUCCUCGCUCCUCUCCUCAAGAGGCAGCUUCAUCCUCCAAAGUUCCUGCUGCCAUGCCCCGUAAAGAGUACCUGCAACAGCUCCGCCAAGAGGACACAGAGACCACCAGAAUACCAAAUCCUCCAAGAGGAGAGGGCCAGUGUCCGUCUGACAUUGAGCAGCUGUUGCGUGACUACGGCCGAGCCCGAGAAGAAGCCAGGACAGAGAUUGCGAAGGCACGAGAACGACUGCGAGAGAGGACUGAGCAGGAGAAGAGGAGGCUGCAGCAGCAGGCCUUGUCUCAAGAAGCAAAGGAUGACCUGAGGCAUCGGACGAAAAUCAGUAACAGCACCUUGUGCACCGGAUCGAGUCUGAGUCUUUCCUCUGGACCCACAUCAGGAUACAACAGUGGCAACACUGUUCAGCUACAGCACAGCAACAGACCAGUUCUGAGUGGACAGACAACAGGGUUUCAGGAUGAAGGGCUGAAGGUCAGGACGCGUCCUCCUACAUGUGGUCCCCCGAGUGUGAAGACACAGAGAGUCUGGCUGUCUGCCCAGGAUGUCCGCCAUGAGCCUUCUAUCACUUCCUUCGAUCCUCUGAUGACCUCAUCUCCAUCACCCACCACUUGUGCGCGUCAACGCACCGCCUCCUUUGGCUCCUCCUCUUCUAUCUCCACGACCUAUCAGGACAUCACGUCCAUUCUCCUUCGGCAAGCUCUGGCUGAGGUGCGAUUAGCUUCAGCCAGAGAUUUGUCCAACCUGGUGAUGGGCAAGGCCACAGCAGACUGGAGGUACCAAGGAGAAGAACGAGGAAUCCAGGCCUACUAUAAACCCUCCUCCAGUCCGUCUGUCCAUGGGUUCCUGGGGGCUGUGGAGCUGGACAGACCUGUGGACAGAGUGUGGAAGGUAAUCUGCCAACUGUCCAAGAGCCACAUGUACAAUCAGUCAGUUCGUUCUGUCUGGACGCGACCACUAGAUGACAGCACUCAGCUGGUUUACAUACUAACAGAUCCGUCCAUGUGCCACCUGAGCCAGCCGCGGGACUUCUGCUGCAUCAGCACGGAGUCCAAACAGGGUGGCCUGCGUGUGCUUGCAAUGCAGUCGGUGUUCGAGGAGUCUCUGCCUCGACCCAGCGUGGAUGCUGUUCGGGGGGAGAUGAUGCCCAGUUGCUGGGUCCUUCAGCCAAUUAGACGCAGUGGAAAGGAAUUCACCAGAGUCAUCUCCCUGCUGCAGGUCGACCUGGGAACUCCGUCCUUCCCUCCCCGACUUUUGAACACCGUUGCCAGGCGACAGGCGGCCGUCAUCGCCGAUCUCGACGUUUUCCUCUCCUCGUAAAUCCGGCGGACGCAUGGAGGCGCAGCAGCAGUGAGCACUUAGCCUGAGCUCUCUCCAGCACGGAGUUAGUCUGUGUUUUGGAAUUUGCACCUGAAAUGUAUUUACUUGACUUUUAGUUUUUUCAUGAGCACUGUUCUAUGUUGACUCCCAGUUACAAGUUGAAGCAGCUUUUUUUUUUUAUAUGAAGUUAAUUUUUUUAUAAGAUAUUGAAACUGUAUUUUUCUAUUUGUACAAAAAAAUCCUAAUCCUAUUCUACCAAAGAGUGAAGUGUUAAGGGAAUGAUUUGACAUUGGCACAUUCACUGUGUUGCAUUUAGGUUUCGACGGAUUCAUCGAAUCAUUCAUUUGAUGAAAUAGUUUGAUAAUUCUGUUAUAACCAGAUAAACGCCGGCUAUUUAGAUUAUUUCAGUGUCUGUUAGCUGCAAGUGUAAUUUUAUUCCUAUGUUGUAGACGUGGCGCCGCAUCCAGGUAUUCUCAAGUCAAGGUCAAUACCACAUUAGAGUUAGUGAAUGGUUAGUUGGUGUCUGUCAAUAAGAUUCGUGUUUAUCUACGAUCGAUAGAUGCAGCCAGGUUUGUAGUUACAUGUGACUUCAGAGGGCAGCAUCACUUUGCACCAGAUCAGUUUAUGCAAAUGCUUUAUUUUAACUUGUCGGUAUUGUGGGUAGAAGAUAUUUUUCCACAUUGAGGCACAUUUUUUAUGUUUUAAUUAUCUUUUUAUAUGAAAAACAAAACCCAACACCUGAAUUCUCCUGACAUCGACUUAUGAAGGAAAUAUUUGCAAAUAUUGUUCAGCCCUGAUUUUGUUUGGAACUUCAAAUGCCCUUUAGAUAUAUUGAGUAUGUGAGGGACUUUAAAAAAAGUUUUUAGGGAAGAAGAAAUUGUGACAGAAAAAAGAGAUUUCAUGGUUGGUAAAGGUGCAGCGUUUUGUGUUUCAUUAUCUUUAUGCACAUUAGUGGAGCACAGCAGAAGUCCCACUAAGAUGUAAAGGAAGGUUUAAUUUCAGGUACAUGAUUUGUACCAAUUAUAAAUUCAUUUUGAUGCAAGAAAGUAAAAAUCUUUUUUGUACAUUCCCUGAUCUAUGUGUGGGAUAAAAUAUUGAAGGAAUACGAAGGAUUAUUUAUUUAGUCUUAGACUGUUAUUAUCUGAAUGAGCACUGCAACCUUUAACCACUUAGCAGCUCCUUUUAUAUAUAGAUAGAUAUAUAUAUAAAUAUAAAAUCUGAUGUUAAAACAGUUCUGUAGCAAAAACAGUGAGAGGACGAGUCGGGAUUUAACAAGUCUGAUCGACAUUCAACCCAGUGACACAGAUUCAAGUGUAGACGAACAUGUGACCCUCCUGUUUCUUAUCCGUUCUUUAUGGUACCACAAAUCUGCAUAAGCUGAGUUUUAAGGGCUUUUUGUUUUCUCUCUCCUGUUCUCAGAAGCGUGUUGUAUUUAUUUUCAUCCUCCUGCCUGCAGUUUGAAAUACUAUUGAAUGUGUUUUUAUAGUUGUCGUUUGUGAGCAGAGCUGCUCGCACAGAGCAGCUGAUGCAUUUAUCAAUGUGACGCACUUUUUUUUUGUUGUGCGGCGUUAAAAACUAUGCAGAAGCCGAUCGAAAGCAGGACUGCUCUCAGUCAAAGCUGCUGGAUCCAGACAUGAAGCCAUAUUAUUUACACUAGCUGAAGGGUCGCGACUGUUUCGCCUCAAGUUUGUGACUGAAGACGUUCCCGCGGCAACCAAAGAAAAAACAAAAAUACAGACGAAGAGCGAAGGAAGAAUGACUUUUUUAUUGUACUGAUUUCUUCUGUUUGUAUUUUAAAAAGUGCUCAUUGGUUAUUUAUGUUUUGACAUUGUGUGGUAAAUGUAUUUUAUUAUAAACACUCUGCUUUUUGUUGCUAAUAAGUUGUUUUCUGCCCCGAGUGCUUGGACGGUUUUUUUUCAAUGAAUACAACAUAUUUUCAAGUGAAUCGUUAUUUCUCCCCAUUUUGGAACUGAUCAUCUGUUUAUGUGAAGACGUGUAAUCAGAUCAGA
Paralichthys olivaceus (Japanese flounder) is the source of this 12804-nucleotide messenger RNA. It is a transcript of the gene stard9, whose product is annotated as StAR-related lipid transfer (START) domain containing 9. The record is from RefSeq and is a predicted model, not a curated record. Gene Ontology annotation, biological process: microtubule-based movement. Lineage: Eukaryota; Metazoa; Chordata; Actinopteri; Pleuronectiformes; Paralichthyidae. Gene Ontology annotation, molecular function: lipid binding; microtubule binding; microtubule motor activity.